This is a messenger RNA of Zonotrichia albicollis (white-throated sparrow), 3012 nucleotides long. NCBI's taxonomy places the organism in Eukaryota, Metazoa, Chordata, Aves, Passeriformes, Passerellidae. The record is from RefSeq and is a predicted model, not a curated record.
AUCAGCAGCUCCUGAGGACUGAAGAACCUGCCCAGGGAACCCCUGCUCUGAGGUGCUCAGGCAUGGCUGAGCUGGACCACUCCCUGAGCCUGGCCGACGCUCUGACGGAGCCGCCCCCGGACGUGGAGGAGGAGGUGAAGAGAGAUUUCAUCGCCACGCUGGAGGCUGAGAAGUUUGAUGACGUGGUGGGGGAGACUGUGGACAAGACAGACUACGUGCCCCUGCUGGACGAUGAGGAGCAGGCCAGGCCUGGCUCCCAGGAGCCCAAAAGCAAAGGCCACGUGGACGGCAUUGCCGUGGAACAAGCCUAGACUGUCUCCUAACACUGGGGCUGCCACUGACACGAGGCCAGUGUCCUUUUCUACCUGCCAUUACACUUCUAAACUCUGCAGCAUUUUACAGAGCUCUUGCUUUACCUCCUUGGACUUGGCUGUAGAAGAACCAAAGGGUGGCUCCGUCCUGCUCCUCCUCCCUGUGCUCUGCAGUGCUUGUUGAAACCUUCCUCUGUCUGUGUAAGCACAAAGGUGCACCCUGCUUUGGAACUGCACUGUGCCUCUGGUUUGAAAUCACCACCACAGCUCCAUUUUUUGGUUUGAUCACCUUUAAAUUUAAUUUCUCUCCGUUUUCAUGGUGCUGGAUAAGAGAAGGUUUGAGAUUUCCAGUUGUGCUUCCAUAGUGGAUGGGUCCACCAUGACUGCAGCUCCCUUCCCUUGUCCCCACACUCCCCACAGCCUUUUAGAGUACCUGCCUUGCUCCUUGCUGCUUUGGAACCCUCUCACACGAGGUUCUGGUCUGUAACAAUGCUGUUUUCUUGGGUGGGUUCACAUCAUUUCAGCACUUUGUAGAAUUGAGAGACAGAUCAGGGAAAACCAGGUGUCCUGAGGUGCAGCUGGAUCAGCUCUGGUGCAUGAGGGGUGCAUUUUGGGGUCCCAGCCCUUGCCAUAGCUGGGAGUAUGAAGGAAAGCAGCAACCCCAAAUUCCUGCCUCAGGGAGUAGCUUUGGUGUCAUACUCCUUCCCAAAAACCCCAGAAAUUAGGAAGGAAAUUGCCUUUUUUAACUUCACACCUCUGGCUUCCUGUGGGCAAUGAGACCUUGGAUGGAAUUUACCUGCCAUGAGAAAUAAUCUGUCCCUGCUAAAACUGAGGAGAACAAAAGCACUGAGAUGUGAUGCCGUGCUGAAAUAUUGCUGACAAUUUCCAGCAGCACCAGAAGGACAGGCCUGGUUUAACCUAAACCAGAGCUCCAGGAGCCUGUCCAGGGGCAUUCCCACUGCCCCACAGAGCUGCAAAGCUUUCCAAAGACAAAGUGCUCAUUUUUCCAUCAGUAGAUGAAACAAAACAUGAAAGGAGGAGAUAAUUGGAGAGGGAAAUCAGGGUUUAAGCUGAGAUAGGCUCAGGCUGGCUUUGGGAGGCGAGGGGCUGUUCUGGGUGAGGAGAAUCCUGUGCUGUAGCUCAGGGUGCUUGGCCUGCCACACCUGAUGGAAGGAUUUAGCUGAACCCAAAUGCAGCCUGGGGCUGAACUGCCCAAAGCAAGAGCUGAGAGCUUCACUGGGCUAAAAUGGCAUUUCCCUGUUGUGAGGGGAGUGCCUGGCACCCCCUGGCACCCGCAUGCUGCUGCAGCAGGGUUUGGGUGGAAUGGGCAGUGCCAGGGCCGUGCCAGGGCCCGCAGAGCAGCUCUAGGCAGCUCCCCCAGGCCAGGCAGCCUUGCUUUGCUGUUUGUCCCCAGUGGGACUCCCAUGGCCCGGCUGGGUGGCAGUGCCAGCGCUGAGUCACAGCCUGGCUCUGCACUGUGCUGCCCACUUUGGUGCCAGGUCACCCCUGUGUGCCCCCCUGAGGAGCUGCCAGCCCUGUGGUGCCAGUGACCCCAGGGUUUGUCCUCUUGGUGCUCGUUGUUGUUCCUGGGGACGCUCCAGGCCCUGGAGCCCCACUCUGGGCAUUUCACAGCAUCGUUCAAGCUGGGAGUGACCUGAGAUCAGCUCCAACCUGUGAGUCCCUCCUGGUGUGCUCUCCUUUGGCUUUUUGGUGUCUGUGGCCAUAAAAGGAGAUUCUUGGCUUUCUUUUCAAAGAUCUUUUCAUAUAUUUUUUUUUAAUGUGAUUUUGAAGCAAGGCAGCAUCACUUUAACUUGGCUCCCCAAUUGUUCUUUCUCACCUUUUGCCUUAAGUGGGCUUAACUCUUGUGCCCUAGAAGUAGAGAAUAAAUAAUGUAAGACUGGUGUCUGAGGGGUGCAUUUUGGGGUCCAAGCCCUUGCCAUAACUGGGAAUAUGAAGGGAAACGUCCAGCCCCAAAUUCCUGCCUUAGGGAGUGGCUUUAGUGUCACACUCCUGCCCAAAAGCUGUAGAAGUAAGGAAGGAAAUUUCAGAUGGAAAUAUGAAAUACGGAAGGUUUCAGGUACCUGAAUAUGACACUUUUCCCACUCCCACAGAUGUUUUACUUUAUUGAAAGGCAACAAUGCUUUAAAGCCUUGGCUGGAGUCCCUUGUAGCCAGGGUGAGGUGGGCAGAGGAGUUUGGGAGCAGCUGCCCAUCCUGGCACCCCCGUGGGUGGGAUGGGGCUGGGCAGGGCAGGGGCAGCUCCUCCAGCCUGCUGCAAACAUGGAUCACCCAUCCCAUGCCACCCCAUGUUUGUGCCCUGUUCAUUUGUAGUGCCAUGGGGUCACUGGUGGGCAGAGGGGCUGCACAGGGGGCUGUGGGCACAGGGGGCUGUGCUGUGGGGCUGGGUGAUGUUCCUGCAGCACUGCCCCUGAGCUCUGGGUGUGCUGGGGUGGGAUCCCAGGGGAUGUAGGGGAUGGUGCAGUUUCUGUCCCUGCUGGAAACAGCCCAGUGUCCCAGUGGGGGUGUCCUGUGCAGCCCCAGGAGAGUUCUCUGCUCACAGCUGGGGCUGUGCUGUGCUCUCACCCCUGUGCUUGCUCACCCUUGUGUUGUCACUGCUGCUGAGUUGCUCCUUGCAAUGCUCUGUAUGAUGUGAAGCUGUAACUGCUGUGCAAUAAAUGUCCCUAAUAAACAUCUCAAACUAA